AUGUCUGGCGGCGGUAUCAAGGAACGUUCGUCCAUGGCCGGGCCUGGACGAAACGCAAGUAAAUCAGGGAUUCACAAGAAGAAGCGACGGCGCAAGCACAAGACGCUGCGCAAGUCUCGGUCCGGGAUCGAGACUCUUCAUGGUGUGUCUGCCGGGCAGACACAAGUGUCAACGGUGGCCGUCGAGACGUUGAACAUCUUGACGCGGGCCAGUACUGGGUAUCAGUACGAGAAGAUGGAGUUGGAGAACCCUCCGACUGAUGCGUCGGAGUUGACCUCGCUUCCAGUCAUGAGCUGGAAGCGCUUCGCAAAGGACCUGUACGAUGGACGCAUCGAACAGCUAUGCAUUCUUUCGGACUGCGAAAGAAUGACAAGCGAAUCAGAGGAGUUGGACCAACUCUUCGCUGGAAGCCCCACUGAGAGUGGUGAUACAAUCAGUGGCAAGACGAAGCAGGAACGCUUCAACGAGCAGGGUUGCAAGAUGCUGCGAGAGCACAUGGAUGUGCUCUCGGACGGGACUCCCUCGGAAGAAGUAUUCCGACGCGACAGUGGCUACUGUCGCGGGAUCAAGCAAAAUGCGCAACGCAUUGCUUGUGUUCCGUGCGCGACUUCGCACCGAACUGCUUCUACAUGA
This is a messenger RNA of Phytophthora megakarya, 633 nucleotides long. The record is from the annotation of a GenBank genome assembly. NCBI's taxonomy places the organism in Eukaryota, Oomycota, Peronosporomycetes, Peronosporales, Peronosporaceae.